Molecule: messenger RNA, 961 nt
Organism: Phyllotreta striolata
Lineage: Eukaryota; Metazoa; Arthropoda; Insecta; Coleoptera; Chrysomelidae
Source: the annotation of a GenBank genome assembly
UUACACCAAAAUCUCGAAUACGCGUGUGGACAUAAAUUUAUAAGUAAUAAGGCACUAUUUACCCGGAUUAUUCCCGGUAAUGUAAUAAACAAAAUUAAUUCUCUGUAAUAUAAAUUGCAAUUUAGAGCGUUUGCGUAUUUAUACAACAACUGGCCUAAUUAUCAUAGUGUAAAUUUAGCCGGUAUUUCACAUUGCAAAAUCUUUUGGAAUUGUCGGGUUAUUUUGCAACAAAGAUAUGACUGAACCUGCUAAACCGCACGAUGGAUUCCAAAUCCAAUUUUCAUACACCAAUAAAGAUACAUACUGGAAAAGAUCAAUAACAUGUCCAACAGCUCGACAACUCAUCAUAUUGCUCAUACUUUUAUCCACCGCAGGAUUACUAGGAUUUGCAAUAAAAGUCUACCUAGACUCAACCCAAGAUGAACCAAUCCUGAUAACAAGAUUCGACUGGUUGGCUCAACCUCCCGCCACGCCAGUAUCCACCAUCAAAACCCCAUUAGCCUUGGUAAUAAUCCACCACACGGCUACAUCGCCCUGCGACAGCAAACCUCAAUGCAUCCUGGCAACCAGGAACAUCCAGGAAUACCACAUAGCGAGCAAAGGCUGGAGCGACAUCGGCUACAAUUUCCUAAUAGGCGGCGACGGCAGAGCCUACGAAGGAAGAGGCUGGACGGGCUGCGGGGCUCACACCAUAGGCUACAACAACAGGAGCCUGGGCGUGGGAUUCAUUGGAACCUUCACUGUUGAUCAACCGGCCGAGAAUCAGUUAAGAGCCUUCGAUAGGUUGACGAAAAUGGGAGUCGAAUCGGGUUAUUUAGUAGAAGAUUUUACUAUUUUUAGCGCCAGUCAAUUGUCCGGUACUAAGAGUCCUGGUGAAGCUUUUGCAGAUGUUAUUAAAACAUGGUCUCGCUGGAACAAUUAUUCCAUCGCUACUAAUUAGUUUUGUUUAGUUUAAAGGAUA